Anopheles maculipalpis is the source of this 756-nucleotide messenger RNA. RefSeq lists its product as uncharacterized. Bases 1 to 756 code for a protein of 251 amino acids. The record is from RefSeq and is a predicted model, not a curated record. NCBI's taxonomy places the organism in Eukaryota, Metazoa, Arthropoda, Insecta, Diptera, Culicidae. The transcript has 3 exons.
AUGGGUCGUGUGUUACCGUUAGUAGCACUGCUGGCAGUUGUCUGCAAUGCUGCUGUUAUCCCUAGCCAGCCCAAGCAGCUGGAUAACUUGAAGCCCGAACAACGUGCAACACUUGAUGAGGCGUUGGCUCAGCUGCUGGAGAAUAUCCGUGAGCUACUGCGAACGGGUGAUCCGGAACGAGGCAUUCCCGUAAUGGCUCCACUGCAGACCGAUCGGCUUGAUGUGGAUCUGAGUCUGGGUGGAUUGCUAGACUUCACUGCCAUUUUGCGCAACCUGUUCGUCGAUGGAUUAGACCGUUUCCAGGGCACACUUACGUUGAACGUCAUGCAGAUGGAGUUUCGGUACGAUUUCCUUUUCCCGGACGUGAUCGCACGCGGACAGUACGACGCGGAUGGACGUGUUUUUGGGCUGAUUCCUGUGUUUGGGUUUGGGAAUUUUCACGUUGCGCCACGCGAUCUGCGUAUUCAGGGCACGGCUUUACUACGCCAAUUGCCGUCCGGAUACCUGCACAUGCCGGAACUGAAAGCAAAUGUGCGGCUUGGCUCGUUGCAGAACAACAUCGAGGGAAUGUUGCUCGGAGGAGAGCUAUCGGAUCUGCUUAACGUGGUCAUUCAAGAUCUGGUCCCUUCCGUACUGAUCAACUUUGCACCGGAGGUGUCAGAAAUCAUCUCUCGCGUAGGCAUACCGAUUGCUGACUCCAUUCUGAACACGAUGACGCUGGACGAUUUGUUUGCAUUGAUUCCGCUAAAUGAAUAG